AUGGUAUAUGUGCCAAUGGUUCCAAGCGAGCUGGUUGUCAACGAAGCAGGGUGGAGACAGUACAAAGAGUGGCUGGGCAGGGACGCAUCCGAAAAAGCGGUUGUGAUGGGCAGGCCUGGGAUAGGAAAAGAGACAAGCAUCAGACUCAUUAACAAAAUACACAACUACAAAGAAGUCCACAUAGACGGAAUGCUCUCAAAAGAGGAAAUAAGCGAAACAAUCCAGAGCAUAGAAAAAACAAGCAGAGCAAAGGACAUCAAAGGAAGAAGCAGGAUAUUUGUAUUCAGAGACGUAGAUAGACAGUUUGUCAGGCAGAUACUGGCGAUAAAAAAUCGAAUGGUCAAAAUAGUUGUGAUUGUAGACGAUGUGUCACUGGGGAAAACGUACUCCAGCGCAGAGGGAGGGUGCGAGGUGGUCAAGAUGUACAGCGACAUGCACAGAACGCACAGAAGAGCAGAGAACAUCUGCAGGAAGAUCGGAAUAGUCAUGCCCGAUGAGAUAAGCAGCAGAAUAAGAGAAGGAGAGAAAAUAGGAAAAACCGUUUCUGAUAUAGAAAUAUUCCGCAGAAACAGUAAGAUAAAAGGUCACGCAGGGGUGGACACGGGAGGCAUGGGGUACAUAGAAGCGCUCGAUAAAAUACUGCACAGGAGAGGAGGAAAAAGAAAGAGCUAUUCCGAGAUUGAGAGAGUCUGCAGCCAGAGCGGGAUACAGACAGUGCAGGAUCUUCUCUUCAACAACUAUCUGGAAAAGUGUUUGUCGAUCGAAGAUGCGUGCACUCUUUCUGAAUACAGCUCGCUGUACGAUGUGAUUGGGAAUAACAACUUGCUCGGGUACGAUGCAAAGUGUGUUUCUGUCUACCAGUUCCACAAUCUUCUGUACAACACAAUAUUCGUCAGCUUCAAAGGUGUGCAGAAAAAGACAGAAGCGGUGGAAAAGGGCCUUAUCUACAACAAUAUGCCCAUCAGCCGCUUGAAGGCGGAUAACAUCAAAGAAUUAGUCUCGGUGCUUGUGAGAAAAGUGAAAAAACAGAGCACUCCUGGCCAGACAGACGAGUACACAAAGAGAUCUAUUAGGUACGUGCUUGAGGGAUUGAAGCAGGCAAGUUUUAUAGAGGAGAAAGACCUCAUUACGAUGCAGUCAAUCGAUAUUAUGCCCACGAACAUCUGCAAAGUAAACAUCCCCAGAUACAUUUACAAAGACGGACACUCUCACUAUGUCACAAGAGACAUAAGACUGAGCGAAAUACUUGAAUAA
This is a messenger RNA of Nematocida minor, 1254 nucleotides long. RefSeq lists its product as uncharacterized. The record is from RefSeq and is a predicted model, not a curated record. The transcript has a single exon. Bases 1 to 1254 code for a protein of 417 amino acids. NCBI's taxonomy places the organism in Eukaryota, Fungi, Microsporidia.